AUGAAAGGGAUAGUGUUUCAGCAGCCUGCCUUCCUAUCCCACUACUACAAUGUCAGUGAUGGUAAGAUAUCGAGAAACAAUGGCAACACCCUCAGCUUUCCUGAUUGGCUGGGUGGAUUUUCCUUACGUUAUCCAAAAGUUUCGUCUAACAGAUUUCUUCCUCAUUCUCGUGCCGCCGCUGCUGCUUCUUCUUCUGCUGCACCAGGCAGCGGCUGUGAUCCAUGGUUGGAACCAAAAACACAGCAGAGAAAGAAGAAAAUAGCUGGUGUUGAUCAAGAUGAAUUAUUGGACCCUAAACUUUUAGCCGAUCCAGACAGUUGUUUUUGUGAGUUUGAAGGGGUACACAUACACCACAAGGUGUACACUGCAGAAUCACAAAUGAACGCUCUUUCUCAACUUCCUUACUCUACUUCUCACAAGAUUGGCCUUCCUAUCAUCUUAUUACAUGGCUUUGGAGCCUCUGUUUUCUCGUGGAGCCGAGUUAUGAAGCGCUUGGCAGAGGUCACCGCUUCCAAAGUUCUUGCCUUUGACAGACCUGCCUUUGGAUUGACGUCUAGGGUUGAUUCUUUCAUGCAUUCAUCCCUUGGUACCGAGGACACAAAACCAUUGAAUCUAUACUCCAUGGCAUUUUCUGUGCUUGCUACCUUGCAAUUCAUUGAUUUAUUGGAAGCUGAGAAAGCAAUUCUGGUGGGGCAUUCGGCUGGUUCUCUUGUAGCUGUUGAAUCAUAUUUUGAGGCUCCAGAACGAAUUGCAGCUCUAAUCCUUGUUGCCCCUGCAAUAUUUGCCCCUCGACCUUUUUAUAGGGUUGCUGAAGGAAAUGAGGGAGGAAGAGAUACCCAGACUGAAGGGGAUGGAUCAAAUUCAAAUGGUUUCAAAAAACAAUUUAUCAAGCUUUCUGUGAUUUUAUUGAAGUUAACAACAUGCAUUAUUCAGGCAAUAACGCAAAUGCUUAAGGGAAUGGCGGAUAUGCUUAAUUCUUUGUAUAAGAAAGUGUUGUCAGCCAUUUUGCGCUCUGAUUUCGGCGUAAUGCUGAUAAGGAUGUUAAUUGAUAAAUUUGGUACAGCGGCAGUAAGGUUUGCUUGGUACGACUCAAAGCAAGUCAGUGAACAUGUUCUAGAUGGUUAUACAAAGCCAUUGAGGGCUAAGGGAUGGGACAAGGCUCUUGCAGAAUUCACUGCAGCAACACUUGCAUACUCAGAGUCUGGUUCAAAGCCGCAACUGUCAAAAAGACUUCACGAAAUCUCAUGUCCUGUUCUGAUUGUCACUGGUGAUAGUGAUCGAAUUGUUCCCUCUUGGAAUGCUAAGAGACUUGCACAAGCUAUACCUGGAUCUUGCCUCCAAGUAAUUAAGCAUUGUGGCCAUCUGCCUCAUGAAGAGAAGGUGGAAGAGUUUGUUUCAGUUGUUGAGAUGUUUCUGAAAAGAGCUUUUGGUGAUUUUGAGGAACCAUCUUUGCAAGCCGUGAUUUAAAAGCCCAUUCAUUGAAGAGUAAUGCUUGUACAUAUAACAGCCGAAUGCUUUGAUUAUUGUUGCUUUAUAGUGAUUGUAUGUUUAUUUUAUUUAUGUGAAAACGGCAAUAAGCUGCA
This is a messenger RNA of Hevea brasiliensis (rubber tree), 1583 nucleotides long. RefSeq lists its product as uncharacterized. The coding region runs from base 1 to 1467 and encodes 488 amino acids. Gene Ontology annotation, cellular component: chloroplast envelope. The record is from RefSeq and is a predicted model, not a curated record. NCBI's taxonomy places the organism in Eukaryota, Viridiplantae, Streptophyta, Magnoliopsida, Malpighiales, Euphorbiaceae. The transcript has 6 exons.